GUCAACAAUGACAGGUAUUCUUCCUGCUUGUUCUAAUUUGGCAGCUCUGCAACAUGGUUGUUGCAGCCAUUCUUACGCCGUAGUUCAUGGCUAUACAAGUAAUAGUCUGCAAUUCCCUCAUUGGCAUGGUGCAAAGUGUGGGAAGAUCCAUACUGCACGGCAAGUGUUCGAUAAAAUGCACGAGAGGGUUGUAAUCUCUUGGAAUGCAAUGAUAGAUGCUUAUGGGGUUCACGGGCUCGGAAAGGAUGCAGUUUCACUUUUCCAAAAUUUGCAGCAGGUUGAAGAAGGCAUGAAACCUGAUGACGUGACAUUCAUUUGUCUAUUAUCUGUUUGCAGCCAUUCAGGACUCGUUGCGGAUUGGGAAAAUGGUUUGGUUCCAUGAGCCGAGAUUUUGAGAUCUCCCAAGGAUGGAUCACUAUGUAUGCAUGACCAAUUUGCUAAGCCGGGCUGGGCAUUUUGAAGAGGUUUACAAGUUCAUUCAAGAUAUGCCAUUCAAACCCGAUGUUCGUGUGUGAGGAGCCGCAUUGGCUGCCUGCAGGAUACACAAGAAUAUUGAACUUGGAGAAGCAGUGUCAAAGGAAAUAGCUGUUAGGGCCAGAAUCUACAGGGAACUUUGUUCUUCUAUCCAAUAUGCACAGCACCAUUGGCAGAUGGGAUGAUGAAGCACAAGUGAGACUCGCGCAGAAUGAAAUGUGAUUUGCUAAAAGUGUCCUGGUUGCAGUUGAAUCGAGGUUGGUGGGAUUGUUCAUGCAUUUGUUGGUCGUGGGGAUAGGUCUCAUCCACAAUCAGAAGAGAUAAACAAGAAACUGGAUGAAAUGCAAGUGGAGAUGAAGAGGCUGGGAUACCGUGCUGAAUCGAGCAAUGUUUUCCAUGAUGUUGAAGAGGAAGAAAUGGAUAAUAAGAUCCUUCUCUAUCACAGUGAGAAACUAGCUAUUGCAUUUGGAAUUCUCAGUCUGAGCCCAUCAAAACCCAUCUUGGUGACGAAGAAUUUGAGAGUUUGCGGUGAUUAUCACAAUGCUAUCAAAUUAAUCUCCCUCAUUACAAGGGAGAGAUAAAGUCAGGGAUGUUAGUCGAUUCCAUCAUUUCAAAGAUGGAAAUUGCAACUGCGGAGAUUUCUGGUAAAUGACAGCAGUUAUUGCAAUUUGUUACUACCCAUACAGUGUUUCCUUCUUCCAAGCACGACCAAUUAAAGCUUAUCAAUGCACAUUACUCUAUAAAUUCAAAACCAAAAGUGAAGGAAAACCACUACAGAACAGUUGACGCACCAAAUCCUUGAGGCUCAAUAGCACUGGGCAGUGGUUACCACUUCAGUUUUACUUUUGGUUGUAAGUUAAGCACCUGCGGACAUUUUCAGGGAGGAUCACUGCUCAUCUCCGUCGUCGCCCUCGAUCAACUGCUGGAUCAAAAGGAUUGGAAGAAGGAGAUAGAGAAGCCAACUCUGCCUCAGAAACUCUUUAGUACGCUUCUAUAUUUCUUUUAUUUGAGUGGGACUGUGGGGACACGACUCUUUUGUCGAUAUGCAGAGAUAUGGUAAGAUGUCAACACAGGAGAAAAGUACCCAUUUCUCCUAAAAUCGAUAUCAGCCAGCCACCCAGCUGGGCCUGCCCUGCUCUUCCCAUUUACAUAUUCUUGUUGGUGGCAGAGUGGAAGUGGGGAGUAUAUUGUACCCUCUAUCAUUAGCAUAUAGUUGGUACGGCAAUGGCAAGAAACCAGAGGAGGAUGCGGCAUUUGCAUACUUUGCUAUUGCUGUUGGUGUUCUGGUUGGUGGUCAAUCAUGGAGUUGCUGUUGUUCAUUCUGCUGCUAGAGGGGAACAGAACUACAAGAAGCUGCAGUCAGCUGUGGGAGAUCCUGGGAUGACAAGAGAUGGUCUUAGAGUGGCGUUCGAAGCUUGGAACUUCUGCAAUGAAGUUGGCCGACAAGAAGACGAAGAUCGUGUAAUGGGCAGCCCUAGAGCUGCUGAUUGCUUCGAUUUCACCCCUGCACUAGAAGAACCACCCACUUCCAACAACCGCUACAAAUCAACAAACAGGGGAGUGGUGGAGCACAAGGUAACAGAAGCCGAUAACAAGCUUGGAACAGGAGACCCAUUUCCAGGAUUACCCCCAGAAGCUCUCAAGAAUCCAGAUCUUUACGCUGUCCAGAAGGAGCUCUACCUCGGCUCGUUAUGCCAGGUUGUCUCCGAUAACCACAAGCCAUGGCACUUCUGGAUGAUUAUGCUGAAAAAUGGCAACUACGACACCAAUUCCGGGUUAUGCCCAGAGAAUGGGAAGAAGGGAGCUCCUUUCAAGCCAGGGAGAUUCCCUUGCUUUGGAACUGGUUGCAUGAACCAACCCACUCUCGGUCAUCAACCCACUCAGGUUGAUUUUGAUGGUUGGCUCAGGGGAAGCUUCAAUGGCUCCUACGAUUAUUACAAUGGGACUGGUGAUGGAUCAAUUUCCAGGUAUGAGGUUGCUUGGGAGAAGAGAGUUGGGGUCGGGAGUUGGGUUUUUCACCAUAAGCUCAAGACUUCAAAGAAGUAUCCAUGGCUGAUGCUGUACCUUCGAGCUGAUGCUACUUCGGGGUUCUCUGGUGGGUAUCACUAUGAGACCAGAGGCAUGCUCCAUACUCUGCCAGAGUCCCCAAACUUCAAGGUGAAGCUGACACUGGACAUCAAACAAGGUGGAGGUCCCAAGAGCCAGUUCUACCUGAUCGACAUUGGCAGCUGCUGGAAGAACGACGGAUCUCCUUGCGAUGGAGACCUGCUCACUGACGUGACACGAUACUCGGAGAUGAUCAUCAACCCAGAAAUAGAGCCAUGGUGCAAUCCAAGCAACCCAUACCUUUGCCCUCCUUUCCACAUUACCCCAAACGGCACCAAGCUGUACCGAAACGACACCGCCAACUUCCCCUAUGGUGCCUAUCACUUGUACUGCGGUCCAGGAAAUGCCAAGUUCCUUGAGGAACCCUUCAGCAUGUGUGAUCCUUACAGCAACCCUCACUCUCAAGAGCUGGUUCAAUUGCUACCUCAUCCUGUUUGGGGAAGCUAUGGCUACCCUACCAAGCCAGGGGAGGGAUGGAUCGGAGAUUCAAGAAGCUGGGAGCUUGAUGUUGGGGGUGUGGCUAGUCGCCUCUACUUUUACCAGGACCCAGGCACUCCACCAGCAAGAAGAAUCUGGACGUCCAUUGAUGUUGGGACAGAGAUCUAUGUGAGUGAUCACGACGAGGUUGCAGAGUGGACUCUAAGCGACUUUGACGUCAUCCUCACUGGGCAAGCUGGAGAUGGAGCAAUGGGUGGUGAAGCAGGGAUGAUGACUCAUACCUUGUGAGAAAGGGGAUUUGCCACCAAAAAUUAUACACGUGGUCUCUGGACAAGUCAUUAUAAUGACCUUAAGAGUAACGGUCACUAGUUACAAAGUCUUCUCAUAAUUGAUGGCAAUUGGUGUGCUGUAGAAGUUUAGGGCCAAUAAAAUUGUGGGACGGGUGGCAAGAGUUGAUCAGAAGCAAGCAUCAGAUAAAAGCACCGAGACACUUUUUUUCAGGUCUCGUUUUCAACUGAAAACAAGUAAUCGACUUAUAUCUCAUCCGUUUUCUUGCUCAAGCUUGUUAACAAUUAUCAUAGGAACGAUUGGCGUCCAUCGUGAGAUAGUUUGAGCAGGGAGAGACCUUUCAAUUUUGUUGUCGCCCUCGGAGCCAGACCCGACUAAGGCACCCCAUGGUCACUUGCUUGUUAUCGAUAUAGAUUCCCUCAGUGCUUCUUACGACUGAAAUACUAUCAUGACUGGAUGUAGUGGCAACAAAAGAUGAAUAUGGU
Molecule: messenger RNA, 3791 nt
Organism: Linum tenue
Lineage: Eukaryota; Viridiplantae; Streptophyta; Magnoliopsida; Malpighiales; Linaceae
Source: the annotation of a GenBank genome assembly